Diaporthe batatas is the source of this 789-nucleotide messenger RNA. RefSeq lists its product as uncharacterized. Gene Ontology annotation, molecular function: acyltransferase activity, transferring groups other than amino-acyl groups. The record is from RefSeq and is a predicted model, not a curated record. The coding region runs from base 1 to 789 and encodes 262 amino acids. Lineage: Eukaryota; Fungi; Ascomycota; Sordariomycetes; Diaporthales; Diaporthaceae. The transcript has a single exon.
AUGUCACUUCCCACCGGCGCAACGUCGUUCUCACUCAAGCCUGUCGUCCCAGCUGACUUCCCCGCCAUGGCAGAAAUGUGCGGCCUCGCUUUCGAGGACGACAGACACACAAUGCUGAAGGCUGCCCACCCAACAAGGCCCUACAACCACGCAGCUGGAAUGGGUGGAGCUUUUGAGUAUUGGAUCAGCCGUCCAGCCGGAAGCCUAGAAUUGACCAAGGCAGUCGACGAUGCAACAGGGGAGAUUUUAGGGUUUGUGUGCUGGGGCAUGAGCCUUGACGAGGUUGUCCCGAACACAGACCCAACCAAGUCAGAACAAACCAUCGCGACAGGGCAGGGUCAGAGAGGUGCAGGGACCAACCUCGAAAAGCCGAAAUUAGUUGUUUCUGCAGACGACAUUCUGAAGCCAGAUUCGGACCUUGACGCUCUAGGACAGCUCAAGGAGUUCACAUCGUCCCACAUAGCGGCCUUCCAGGGGCGAUUCAAGGAUACGAGGUGUAUGUACGUGAUAACGAUUACCGUGCAUCCAAAAUACCAAGGUCGCGGCGUCGGCCCUGCUCUUAUCAAGAAAGGCACGGAUCGCGCUGAUUCCGAGGGUGUGUUAUGCUGGGUCCACUCCAGCGAGGCUGGUGUUCAUACAUAUCAGAAGUGCGGGUUCGAGCCGGACAGCACGCUGGAGAUCGAUUUGGACAGCUGGGCGCAGAAAAUGGACAUCAAUGCACCGGUGGGAGACGACAGGUGGGGGACAUAUACUUUUAGAUACAUGAUCAGGCAGCCAAAGGUCACUUAA